UCCCGUCCCGUCCCGUCCCGUCCCGUCCCGUCCCGUCCCGUUCUGUUCCCCGGCGCGCCCCGGCCCGGCCUGGCCCGGCCGGAGGGAGGGCCGGCAUGGAGAAGCUGCGGCGGGUGCUGGCCGGGCAGGACGACGAGGAGCAGGGACUGACGGCGCAGGUCCUUGAUGCCUCAACACUCAGCUUUGGUACUCGAGUCAGAUGGUUUGCCAUAUGCUUUGUUGCUGGCAUUGUGUGCUCUUUUCUUGGAACAGCAUUGCUGUGGCUCCCAAAGGGGAUCAAACUUUUUGCAGUGUUCUACACCCUGGGAAAUAUUGCUGCGUUAGCCAGUACAUGUUUCCUGAUGGGGCCACUGAAGCAAUUGAAAGCAAUGUUUGAUCCAAAACGAUUAAUAGCUACAAUUGUGAUGUUGCUUUGCCUAGUAUUGACUCUUUGUGCUGUAUUCUGGUGGGACAAAAAAGGUUUGGCGAUGUUAUUCUGCAUAUUGCAGUUUUUGGCAAUGACCUGGUAUAGUCUGUCUUAUAUUCCUUUUGCAAGGGAUGCUGUGAUUAAAUGCUUCUCAUCCUGUCUAGGGUAAAUUAUAAUCAGGAACCACUGUCCACUUUAAAAGCCAACUGUAAAUUUUGCUCAGAAAACUAUACUUUUCCACUCCUGAAAUAACCAGUAACAAUUCAGUAUUUUUCUUGCCUUUUGCAUUUGGGACAUUAAAUAAUUUUUACUAGAAAGAGUUUUAAAAAUAAAUUUGGUGAAUUGUUUGUGUUUACUCUGGAACUUCCAGGCUUUUUUUUUUUAACAAAAAAGUACAUUGAAAUACUUAAUGCAGAGUAGUCUUAAAACUACUUUGCAUCCAGUAACAGUUUAUUCCUCAGUGGAGGCAAGCCACUAUGAUCUGGGUAGUAUGCAUAAAGAUUUCAUUUACAGUUCUGUCUGAAAUUUGCAAGGUGCCAUUCAUGUUUGUACAUUAUCCAUUGUAUGUUUUCCUAGAGUUUUAUAAACAUUGUAAAGAUUUGGUAAGUUAUAAUUAACUUCUCAUUGGAAAUGUUCUAUACAUGUGCCUUGUGGAAAAAGCGUAAUAUGUGAAAGAUCUGUUUAAUGCUUGUUGGAUUUUAUUGAAAAACUGUAUUUUAAAUGAUUUUUUAAACUUUCGUACUUAAAUACUUUUUACUAAAAGAACUUAUGGCAAAUGCAUAAAUGAGACUUGUGAAAUAAAUUCAUUUUAAAGGUGC
Molecule: messenger RNA, 1224 nt
Organism: Chiroxiphia lanceolata (lance-tailed manakin)
Lineage: Eukaryota; Metazoa; Chordata; Aves; Passeriformes; Pipridae
Gene: SFT2D1
Product: SFT2 domain containing 1
Exons: 8
Coding region: 96-575 (159 amino acids)
Biological process (GO): vesicle-mediated transport
Cellular component (GO): membrane
Source: RefSeq, a predicted model, not a curated record